AUUUGAAGCUUGAACGAUGCGCUUCCUCUCGUCACGUUGGUUUUUUUUGUUUGUGCAUUUUGACGAAAAUGAUAUCGUGUGUGAUUUUGUGUGUUAUAAAUUAUGGAAACCCUUGGGUGCAGUGACCUGAUAUCUGCCUUGUUACGCAAGGAGUGGAAUUAUAAAUUGAGUUGAUAACAACCCUACAGCAUGACGUCUCGGUUAGAUCGUCUGUUCGUCCUUCUGGAAGCGGGCGCUGGCCCAGCGACCCGUCGUGCAGCAGCCCGACAGCUCGGCGAGGUGCAGAAAGCCCACCCUGAGGAACUGCAUCGUCUGCUUGGCAGGCUUAUGACGCAUCUGCGCUCCCCAGCCUGGGAGACGAGAGUUGCAGCUGCACAGGCUGUCGAGUCGAUCCUUGCGAACGUUCCAGAAUGGCAUCCAACACCGUUCACGGGCAAGAAAGAAGAGAAGGAGAAGACUGAGCCGGAGGACAAUGGCCGGCUGCGAUGUGAGACGUUUGACAUCGAGCGCGUCCUGCAGCAUGGAGCGCACCUCAUGGGCUCCGAGGGACACGAGUACGAUAUGGAUGAAGAGGCACUCAACCCUGCUGAUUCAAAGGAGCGUCUGGCGAAACAGAGGCAGCAAUUGAACGCCCGUCUGGGUCUCGACGUGGCCGCCAAUCUCGGAGUCGAUAUCAGCUCUAUGUACACAAACGAGGACUUGUGUCCCACGAAACCCACUGUUAAUAUUAAUAAGACUGAACCGUGCCGGAGACCAGUACAAGAAAUAGUAACGUCCUCAAAACCUCUGAGUUCUCGGGAGAUGAACCUGGCGAAACGUAAAGCGCGGCUAGCAUUCAGCAAACAGAAGUCUCGCGACUGCAGCGAGGAUGGACCGUCCGCGCCGCCCACGCCACCUGUCGAGCCAGAUAGAAAGAAAAUUAAGCUGGAACAACCUGAUGAGUUUGUGUUCGAGGCUACAGCACCAGUACCAGAUUGUAGCGGUUCCUGGGUGGAUUGCACCCGAUGGCCUCUCGAAGCGUGGGCUGGAGCACUGCAGGCACAGCUGUUCAGUGCGUCGUGGGAGGCGCGACACGGCGCUGCCAGCGCGCUGCGAGAACUACUGCGGGCGAAGAUCGUUAGCUCCGCUGGACAGGAUGUUAACAUGACCAGUGAGGAAAUGGAGCAAGCACAUCAAGAGUGGCUGGAAGACAUGGCGCUCAGGCUGCUGUGUGUGCUCGCAUUAGAUCGAUUCGGAGACUUUGUGUCUGAUCAGGUGGUGGCCCCGGUGCGCGAGACGUGUGCGCAGACGCUGGGCGUGGCGCUGGCGCAGCUGGGCGCGCUGCGCGUGCGCCGCGUCGCCGCGCUGCUCGCCGCGCUCUCCGCGCACGCGCAGUGGGAGGCACGACACGGCGCGCUGCUCGGGUUCAAGUACCUACUCGCCGCGCGACAGGAAGUAGCAUGCGAGAGUGGUGCCUUAGAAUACCUAAUCCAAGGUCUGGGUGACUCUGCAGAAGAUGUAUCGGCCGUGGCGGCCGGGGCCCUGGCCCCUGCGGCGGCGGCCCUGGGCCGGCGGCGCCCGGGGGCCGUGAAGACAGUAGUAGCACGGCUGUGGAGGUUACUGGCUGACCAAGAUGAUCUUGCUUCACCUGCCAACUCGUAUAUGGCGUUAUUAGCCGCGUUAAUGGCAUUGCCGGAACCUGCUAGCAUGUUGCAUCCAAUCGACUUGGCAGACGUACUACCCCGUUUGUGGCCAUACCUCGAUCACUCGACGAGCUCCGUCCGUAAGGCCACGCUACAAACUCUACGUACAUUGACCCGACCUCUAGUCACAAACCAGCCAACCAAAAACGGGACGGACUCAAACGGGAACAGUGACGUAACCAAUGGAAACAAUGACGUCACCAACGGGGAACAGGAGCAGUACCUGAACUGGACGCCCGAGUUGCUACAGGAAGCGAUGCGGCACAUAUACCAGAGGGUACUGUUUGAACACGUUCAUGAGAUACAGGAGAUUGCUGUGCAGGUUUGGGAGAACUUCCUAAAGUACGCUUCGUUAGGGGUGAUCCUGCUGGCCGCGUGUCCAAUGCUGGCGACGUGGCUAUGCCUGGCCAUGCAGCCCGCGCGACUACCCGUCGAACCUGCACUGUUACUGCAUCCACCUCCCAGGGAACGACGUGCACGCACGAACUCUCAGUCGGAGGGCGGUGCGGGUCCCGCGGAGUCGGCUGGGGAGCCCCGGCCGUGCCACAAGUGGUACGUGGGGGGCUCCGAGUCGCAGACCUGCGCCGCCCGAGACAGGAACGUCAUGCGGGCGCGCUGUCUCGCCGCGCAAAUACUUGGUUACCUGUCCUGCUAUUUAGUUCAACCUGCACCUGGUAUAGAGUACAAAGCUGAAGAUGAGAGCCCUAUAGACUGUUAUGUUAAGGUGAUGGUAGUAUACCUGCGAUCAGGCAGUGCCUUACAGCGCCUGCUGGGCAGCCUCGUGGUGUCGAGCUGGGCGCGAUACUCCCGGGACAAACACAUGUACCCGCCCACACUCACAUUCAACGGGGACACCGGGACUAAGGAAAACCAAGCUGACAAUAAACAAAGUAGUGAAGAACAGAAUCCAAUAUCGAAACUAGCGCCGCCACUACUCGCUAGCACAUUACACACCGCGCUGAACCAGGCUCUGUACUACGACGAGGUCGCGCUCAACUGUAACAGGAUACUACAAGAAGCUCGAGAUUUACACGCUAUGAUGAAGCAUUACAAAUUACCUGUCGACGGAGAAGAAUUGAGCAAUAUCUUGAGGCUGGAACAGGUAGCAUACCUAACGACGAUGUCGCAGCCGCUGGUGGCCGCAAUGAAGCUGAAGCGAGUAGCUCAGACGUUGGAGGAAAGACGCAAGAAUUUGCAGGCCGCUGUCAACCUCUGUACCAUUGAACAGGGAUCGCUUAAUGUCUCUGUGCAAGCGGCGCUGGCGGGAGCUUGUGCCAACCUCCAUUUGUUACCUGAGAAACUGAACCCAGUAAUCCGACCACUGAUGGAGAGCAUCAAGAAGGAACCCUCAGAGGAAUUACAACAGAAUUCGGCCGAUACCCUCGCCGUGUUACUGUCACAGCUCGUCGAUAGAGACCCUUGUCCCAACAACAAGGUGCUCGUCAAUCUUAAGGCGUUUCUCAGAUGCGAUCCUGAGUACACGCCGCGGAUAUCGUUAGAAAAUACAGAGGAGACCAACGGAGAUUCGGGCAGCGGGGACAGCGGACCCGAGGGCAAAGGGGAACAAAUGUCCAAUGUGCCAGCGCUGGACGCGCACGCGGGCAUAGUGACGCUGUGGGAGCAGCAGCGACGCGCGGAGGGCAGCGCCCCGCGCCGCGGCCGCCCGCCCGCCGCCUCGCUCGCCGCCGACCUCGCGCCCCCACACGAGGACGAGGCUCGCAAAUUAUUAAGGAUACAAAGACGUGGGGCUACGCUGGCCCUGACUAGUUUAGCGACGUACUUCGGUGAAGAGUUGCCGGAGAAACUGCCGAAACUGUGGGAGUUUAUUACUGAGCCGCUCGAAAGAGUUAUGACUGAUAGUGAGUUGGAGUCGCAGGAGAGCGCGGCGGCGGAGGAGAUAAUCAGCCGGCUGCAGGUGUUGGAGUGCGUGUGCGGCGCGCUGGCGGGCGGGCUGCGCGCGCGCCUCGCGCCCGCCGCCGCGCGCGCCGCACGACUCGCGCGCUCCGUCUACUCCGCGCUGCGACACAUGGCCGCGCGCGCCCUCGCCGCGCUCUGCCACGCGCACUACCCCGGCGCCAUGCACGCGCUCAUACACGAGGUGAUACCGGCACUGAGCGACUUACGCAGUGACUAUGUACGAUGUGGUGCAGCGGAAGCAUUGGCCCGAGUCGUAGACGCGUUACAGCUGCAGAUUGUCCCGUACAUUGUACUACUAGUCGUACCUUUGUUAGGACGAAUGAGCGAUCAUUGCGAGGCAGUGCGGAUAAUGUCAACGCGGUGCUUCGCGUCCCUUAUACAGCUGAUGCCGCUGGAUGGUGGAAUAGCGGAGCCUCCAGACCUCACGCCAGAGCUCAAGGCGCGUCGCCGACAUGACAAACAGUUCCUCGAGCAACUCUUCAACCCAAAGUCCAUCAAAGAUUACAAGAUACCCGUACCCGUGUCCGCAGAAUUGAGGUCUUAUCAACAAGCGGGCGUGAACUGGCUCCGGUUCCUGUACUCGUACAAGCUGCACGGCGUGCUGUGCGACGACAUGGGCCUGGGCAAGACGCUGCAGUCCAUCGUCGUCGUGGCCUCCUCCCACUGGGAGCGCAACGCGCAGCGACUGCCUGCGCUGCCCUCGCUCGUCGUCUGCCCUCCCACGCUCACCGGACACUGGGUAUUCGAAGUGAACAAGUUUAUACCCUCAAAGUUCCUGAAGCCUCUCCAAUACGUCGGCAUACCUUACGAACGCGAGCGGUUACGUCAUCACGUCAAAAAUUAUAACUUCAUCGUCGCCUCAUAUGACAUCGUGAGAAAGGACAUUGAUUUCUUCAGCAGUAUUAAGUGGAACUACUGCAUAUUGGAUGAAGGUCACGUCAUAAAGAAUGGGAAGACGAAAGUGUUUAAAGCUAUCAAACAAAUCGUUGCCAACCACAGAUUAAUUCUUUCGGGAACUCCUAUACAGAACAAUGUAUUGGAGCUAUGGUCUUUGUUCGAUUUCUUAAUGCCCGGCCUGUUGGGCACUGAGCGGCAAUUUACUGCGCGUUACUCGCGACCCAUACUCGCCGCGAGGGACGCUAAAGCAACACCGCAUCAGUUGCAGGCUGGGGCGUUAGCUUGUGAGGCUUUGCAUCGACAGGUGUUACCAUUCCUACUGCGUCGUGUGAAGGAGGACGUGCUAAAAGAACUGCCUCCUAAGAUCACUCAGGACUAUUACUGCGAGCUGAGCCCGCUACAACGAAGACUGUACGAGGACCUCUCCAAGGAACACAUGCCACAAGGCAUUACUUCACAUCAUACACACGUGUUCCAGGCGUUGCACUACCUGCAGAAUGUAUGCAACCACCCGAAGCUAGUGCUGACGGCGGAGCACCCCGAGGCGCGCGCCAUCGCGGCCAGUCUGCAGGACCAUCACUCCUCCCUCGACGAUAUAAACCACGCCGCCAAGCUGCCUGCGCUCAAACAAUUGCUCCUAGACUGUGGUAUCGGCACCCCAGCAUCUGACGUAGAGCCAGAGGCGGUAGUAUCCCAGCACCGCGCCCUCGUAUUCUGUCAGCUGAAGAAGAUGUUGGACAUAGUGGAGCAGGACCUCCUCAAGCGGCACCUGCCGGCCGUCACGUACCUGCGCCUCGACGGCAGCGUGCCCCCCCACCAGAGGCACGCUAUAGUCACACGAUUCAACAACGAUGUUUCUAUUGAUCUGCUGUUACUCACUACUGCGGUGGGCGGUCUCGGCUUAAACCUCACUGGUGCGGAUACGGUUAUCUUCGUGGAACAUGACUGGAACCCCAUGAAAGACUUGCAAGCCAUGGAUCGAGCGCACCGCAUCGGUCAGAAGAAGGUCGUCAAUGUUUACCGUCUCAUCACCAGAGAUACACUCGAAGAAAAGAUUAUGGGAUUACAAAAAUUCAAGCUGCUGACAGCAAAUACAGUAAUCAGUAGUGAGAACGCAGCAAUGGAAACAAUGGGUACGGAUCAACUACUGGACUUGUUCAACCUAUCAAGCAGUAACUGCGCGCCACAGCAAUCCUCGCAACAGUCAGCGGCAGGACCUUCUGGCAUGAAGUCAGUGCUCGAGACACUGCCCGAUCUCUGGGACGACAAACAAUACGAGGAAGAAUAUGACAUGACUAACUUUAUAAAAGGACUCAACAAAAUGAGCACCUAGUUGGAAAGUCGAUCCUCAAUAAGCUCGCGCCUUUUUACGGCGCCAUAUUGCAUGUAGUGAUUUGAAGGUUAUUUUUAAACAAAUUCGUCCAUCUUUACCCUGGGGAAGAGAACAUAUAGUUCUCUCGCUUACUCCUGCGACUGCAUGCAUUAUCAAAGCCGUUAAAUUACGAUGAUAAAAAUAUUGUGAUGAUAAAAUACAACAAGAAGGUUGGUGAAAAUAUUUUAAAUAUUUUGUUGUUGAAGUAUAUUGACUAACUUCACAUAUUAAUAGAAAAAAAAAAAUUAUGAACUCGUUUUGUAGAUGUAAACGACAUGUACAAAUUGUACAAUAUAGGUGAGGGGGCACUGGUAACAUCUAUACGCGUUAUGAUUGUAGCUAUGUUGUUUAGCAGCUGGGGACUCGCAUUUCAGACAUCGCUUAGUUUAUAAAACUCUUUAAAACCAGUGCGUCCACAUUCCUAGUUAUGAACCUUCCUUCAGAGAUUUAACAAAGUUAGGUAUAUGUAACUUAGUCUUCGAAGGUUGGUUGCUAUGUUUGAAGAGGCUGACCCAUUCUAGUAGUUAUAAUAUAGAUGUAGACACAGACAGCUUUAGCGAGUUGCCUUACUUCACGAAUCUUGUAUUUCUAAAUGUCGUCGUUCUAAGAUUGUAGAUUUAUAAUACAUAAGCUGUUUCUUGCACGCAGUAAUCAUUUGACAUUCAUAAACUUUCUUCAAAAACUUUAUUUUACCAAGCAACCGCUUAUGUUGCGUUAAUGUUUUCAAUAUUCUGAUAAUUUACUUUCUGAGUAUUUACCUUUCUGAAAUUUCGUCAAUUAUAUAACAUGCUUAUAAUUAGAUUUAAGAUACUUUCGUAUUAUAAAUACAAUUAAAAAUAAGGUACACGCAUCUUCCUUAAUUGUUACGAACGAAUUGUGAAUAAUUCGACAUUGUUUAAUAAGAAGUAUGAAUAAGUUACGUGUAAUGCAAAAAUUACUAUAGUAACCAACUUCAUAACCAUAACUUUUCCUAAAGUUCAAAUAUUAGUUGAGAAUAAUAAUUGGUAUCGUUGCAUCUUCUAGUUGCUUAGAUAAUAAAGAUAGUAUAUAGCUACGUUAACGUUAGGUGAGCAAACCAAAUUGUUUUAGACAUAAAAUUAUUAUAUUGUAACUCUGACCAUGCUUUGUUGUUUACAUAUUUAUUAACUAUUUACCUACGUAAACAUUGAGUAGUGUGACUCUGUAAGCUAUUUUCAAAUGCAAGGUUCCUUGUGUAAGAAAUUACCUCAAUGACUUGAUUUUUCCUCUAUGAUUGAUUAGUUAAUUUAUUUUAGUAGCGUUAUAAGGAACAGUCAUGCUGCUUUAGUCAUUUUUGUAGUGUUUAGUUAAGGCGCAAUGUCAUGUUUUAUUGUUUGGUUUGAAUGAUUUUGUUUGCUGUUUUGUACCUGCUCAAUAUAAAACAACAGUCUCGAAAAAAUGUUUUGUUUGGUUUGUUUAAAAUUGCAUUUUUAGUGAUUUGAAUAAAUGUUUGCUGACAUAUAAUUAAGAAUUGUAAUGCGUGACAAAGAUAUUGACAUAGGUGAGUUUUUCAUGUGAAAAAAUAUAAUUGUUUAAAUAAAUUAUAUAUUUAAUUUUUCUAUGUCAAAUUUAAUGUGUCGACGUAAAUAACAUAACUUAAUGUUGUGUGGUAAUCGCACGUACGUCCAGUCUUUUUGGCAUAGUUAUACUGUUUGUCUAUGUCUGGAUAAAAAUAAAGCGUUUUUUU
Molecule: messenger RNA, 7573 nt
Organism: Spodoptera exigua (beet armyworm)
Lineage: Eukaryota; Metazoa; Arthropoda; Insecta; Lepidoptera; Noctuidae
Source: the annotation of a GenBank genome assembly